Eruca vesicaria subsp. sativa (arugula) is the source of this 929-nucleotide messenger RNA. The record is from the annotation of a GenBank genome assembly. Lineage: Eukaryota; Viridiplantae; Streptophyta; Magnoliopsida; Brassicales; Brassicaceae.
CUGAAUUUAGCUAAACUAAAAAAGAGAAAAGAUAAAGACAGAAAAAUAAAUAAGUACAGUGUCUCCGACCAAGCUAUACGAGCAUUUGGAUCAGAUUAGGUCUAAAGAGUAGUCGGAGAAAGCAGCCAUGGGAAGAAGAAAAGUGGAGAUCAAACGAAUUGAGAGUAAAAGCAGUAGACAAGUCACUUUCUGUAAACGUCGAAAUGGUCUCAUGGAGAAGGCUCGUCAACUCUCAAUUCUUUGUGAAUCCUCAGUCGCUAUUCUCAUAGUUUCCUCCACCGGAAAACUCUAUAGCUUCUCCUCCGGUGAUGGCAUAGCCAAGAUCCUCAAGCGCUAUGAGAUACAACACGCUGAUGAACUUAAAAACUUGGAUCUUGCAGAGAAGUCUCGGAAUUAUCUUUCCCACAAGGAGUUACUAGAAAUAGUCAAGUGCAAGCUUGAAGAGGCGAAUACCAACAAUACAAGUUUAGAGUCUCUAAAUUCCCUGGAAGAGCAGUUCAAGGCUGCUCUGUCUACAACUAGAGUUCGGAAGAUGGAACUAAUGAUGGAGCUUGUGAAAAACCUUCAAGAAAAGGAGAAGCUGCUGAGGGAAGAGAACCAGAUUUUGGCUAGCCAGCUAGCAAAGAUGGAGAAGAAGGGGUGUCCGGAAACAGAGGAUGAAGGAGCAAUGUCAUCAGAGAAUAGCUUCAGAAACAGCCCACCGACGACACUCUCGCUUCUAAAGUAACAACCAUCAUCAACAACAGAUUUUUCACCAUAUCCUGAUGAUUCAAAUAAAAUAAAUGUAAAAAAUAAAAAUAUUAGUAUCAUAUACAGAUGUACCUUAAACAUUCUUUUCUUCACAGAAAAGUUGAAGGAAAAACUCAUCCAAAGGACAGGAUGACGGUUUAUUUCCUGUUUCUUAUGUUUUGUGUGUUUCGUAUAAAAAG